Molecule: messenger RNA, 5763 nt
Organism: Solea senegalensis (Senegalese sole)
Lineage: Eukaryota; Metazoa; Chordata; Actinopteri; Pleuronectiformes; Soleidae
Gene: synrg
Product: synergin, gamma
Exons: 23
Coding region: 48-4475 (1475 amino acids)
Cellular component (GO): clathrin coat of trans-Golgi network vesicle
Molecular function (GO): protein binding
Source: RefSeq, a predicted model, not a curated record
CGUCACUGCUGACGUCACCCAGCUACGAGUGACUGGCUGGUUUCAAGAUGGCGCUGCGGCCAGGAUCUGGAGGAGGCAGCAGUUUCAUGUAUCCUGUUGGAGGAGGUCUGGGGCCGCCUCAAGGUCUGGUCCCCAUGCAGCAGCAACAGCAGCAGCAGCAACAACAACAGCAGGGUUUCCCUAUCGUUCCUGUCAUGCAGCCGAACAUGCAAGGCAUGAUGGGAAUGAACUUUGGGGGUCAGAUGAAUCCUGGAGCCAUGACCAUGCAGGGUGGGAUGGCGAUUGGGAUGCAGGCGCCUGGGAUGCAGUUCCUGGGUCAGCCUCAGUUUAUGGGUAUGAGACCUGCAGGACCUCAGUUCACAGCUGACAUGCAGAAACAGAUGGCUGAGGAGCAUCAAAAGCGUCUAGAGCAGCAGCAAAAGAUGUUGGAGGAAGACAGGAAGAGACGACAGUUUGAGGAACAGAAACAGAAGCUGAGACUGCUCAGCAGCGUCAAACCCAAGACGGGGGAGAAGAGCCGCGACGACGCCUUGGAGGCAAUCAAAGGCAACCUGGACGGCUUCAGCCGAGACGCAAAGAUGCACCCGACACCGUCGUCACAGACAAAGAAGCCAGACUCAUCGCCAUCACACUCGUCUGUCACCACUCACUUCCUCCCCCCGCCUUUGUCCGAGGACAAUGAUGAGUUUAGUGACUUUCAGGGGCCUGUAGAUGGCCCGGCCUCCUUCCCUCUGCCCUCCUCCUCUUCCUCCGUCUCCACCUCCACUACUUCCUCCGCCACCUUUGGCCUCUCCUCUCAGAACCACGUCCAGCCGCCGCCCCCCGCCCCCAGCACAGGUUUAACUGAGGACAAUGACGACUUUAGUGACUUUGUCCGGGGCCCUGAAAACGCCCUCUCUUCCUCCAACUUCCACCUCUCCUCUCAGGACCAAAUCCAACCUUCACUCCCUUCCUCACAGUCCCUCCCUCAGUCCCUCCCCACUUGUGUGUCCAUUCCGACUGCCUCCCAACACUCUGCUGUCAACACCAGCUCCCACUCUGCAUUUCAAGGCCCAUCCCUGGAACAGAAGCUGUUCUCCUCGUGUGAUUUUUCCGCUGAUAUGACGGCCCAUGUUAGCUUUAAAUCCAGGCAGAGUUUGGCUGAAAUGGGUCCUAGAGCUAAAGUUGCCGCUCAGUUUCAACCCAGCACUAAAUCCAGGAACUGGGCUGCGGCCCCCAAGGACUUGAGUUCUCUAUUCAUCCAAGCGAAACCACCCGAGGCCCCGGUGCCAGCAGCACCCAGCGUACUCCCGGUGUCAGGUGUUGACUCCUCCUCCUCCUCUUCCUCCUCCCACAGCAGUAGUGAAAGUGCAGGUGUUGGCGUUUACCCACAACAAGAGCACAUCCAGCCCAUGCUGCCGUCCUGGUUGUACAACGACAGCCUCAUCCCAGAAAUGUUCAAGAAGGUUCUCGAGUUCACCAUGACACCGGCAGGGAUCGACACGGCCAAGCUCUACCCGAUCCUAAUGUCGUCGGGUCUUCCCAGGGAAGCGCUGGGACAAAUCUGGGCGACCGCCAACCGCACAACACCCGGCAUGCUGACCAAGGAGGAGCUGUACACCGUACUCGCACUAAUUGGCGUGGCGCAGAGUGGCCUUCCAGCCAUGAAUGUUGAAAUCCUCAGUCAGUUCCCGUCUCCGCCAGUGCCCAACCUGCCCGCCUUGGCUAUGACCAUGGCCCAGGUCAUGCCCUCUCACCAGCAGCCCAUGAUUAGCCAGCCUCCAGUCUCCAUGGCCAUGCCUUCACCAACACCACCAGUCAUGGCAAUGACACCUGCAGCACCAGCUCAACCGCCUUCAAACACCAAUUUCAUCGCCAGCUUUCCUCCUGCACAGACACAGGGAACCAAAGCAGAUGACGAUGACUUCCAAGAUUUCCAGGAGGCUCCAAAGGCAGGAACAAAGGACCACUCCUUCACUGAGUUCCAGGGGGAAUCGGGAGGAAGUUUCCCCACCACCAUUGCACCUCAGCACCAAAACAGUGCUCCUGUCAUGCUGACACCAGUGUCUGGCUCCUCCUCCUCCGCUGCCUCCGUGGCUUCCUCUGAUAAAUACGCCGUCUUCAAACAACUGUCUGUGGAUCCACCUGCAGAGCCCACAGCCCACACACACUCAGAUGUUGGAGACAAAUACAGCGUUUUCCGGCAGCUUGAACAACCUGCUGACAAGAAACCAGUCGGUGAAGGAUUUGCAGAUUUCAAGUCUGUCAGUGCUGACGAUGGCUUCACAGACUUUAAAACCGCAGACAGCGUCUCUCCUCUAGACCCUGCAGAACCGGCCAAACUCUUCCAGCCUGCCUUCCCUUCUGCUUUCCCAAACUCUCAGUCUCUACAACAGUUACCACAGCAACAGCAGCAGCCAGUGUCUCUUUCUCAGUCCAAAAACCCACUCAACAUAGCUGACCUGGACCUUUUCUCCUCAAUAGCUCCUUCUGUUCCUGCCUCCACUGAGACAAAACCCAGCAGCUUCCCCUCUGUGUCUGUCCCGCCCUCUUUAGUGCUCCUGCCCGGUGGAGCUAAACCUCCAGGAGGAGGUACGGAUGAUUUUGGUGACUUUGCCCUUUUUGGCUCCUCCUCUGACGCCGCUCAACCUUCGGCAGCAGGGGGAGCCUUGGCGGCGGUGCCUCAGGACGACUUUGCCGACUUCAUGGCGUUUGGUAGCUCCGGUGGAGAACCUAAAGGCGACAGCAGCAGCAGCAGUGUCGGAGUCCAAGGUGACCCGUCCACGCAGCAGCGGCCGCAGCAGAACUCGGACAAGUAUGACGUAUUCAAACAGCUGUCCCUGGAGGGAGGCCUCGCCUACGACGAUGCCAAGGAAAGUGGCGGCGGCUCCUUCUCUUCCCUCAGAAGCGACGCGGACGACUUCGCCGACUUCCAGUCUUCGAAGUUCUGCACGGCGCUCGGGGCCUCGGAGAAGACGCUGGACAAGGUGGCCGCUUUCAAACAGGGCAAAGAGGACUCGGCGUCCGUCAAGUCGCUGGACCUCCCGUCCAUCGGGGGGAGCAGUGUGGGCAAAGACGACUCCGAGGACGCGCUGUCAGUGCAGCUGGACAUGAAGCUGUCGGACAUGGGAGGAGACCUGAAGCACGUGAUGUCAGACAGCUCUCUGGAUUUGCCGGGUCUCUCGGCCCACCAGCCGCCCGCCACAGAAGGAGACGACCUGAAAUUUGACCCAUUUGGGACUUCGGGCCUCAGCACCUUGACCAGCUACGACUGGACGGAGAGUGGGGAAUGUCUGUCCACUGAGGUCAGAAAGCCGCAGAGCUUAGACAGCACUCCGCUUCCAUCUUUAGCCCCGACACAGAGGAAGGAGGUGACUGUCGGCAGCACUGAAGACAUCGCCACGGCACAGUUUGUCACCUCCUUCCCCACUGAGGACGCCAGCUCAUCUGCAGACGACAAGUUUGAACCCUUCGCCAACUUUGCCUCCGGUGAACACGGCGGUGGUAACGAGGACGACUUUGGGGACUUUGCAAGCACCGUCUCGGAAAAAUCCAACUCGCCAGCCGCCACGGCUGACAUCGGCUCCGAGGGAAACCAGAGCGAAGCCUCGGACGAGUUUGGCGCCUUCCAGGGCGACAAGCCAAAGUUCGGCAAGUCCGACUUCCUCAAAGCGAGCACGCAAGCCAAGGUCAAGUCCAGCGAGGAGAUGAUCAAGAACGAACUGGCAACCUUUGACCUGUCCGUUCAAGGUUCCCACAAACGCAGUCACAGUUUGGGUGAGAAGGAGAUCGGCCGCUCGCCUCCGUCUCCAGCUCCAGAGCAGCCUUUCAGAGACCGGUCCAACACCCUGAACGAGAAACCCGCGCUGCCCGUCAUCCGAGACAAGUACAAGGACCUGACGGGGGAGGUGGAGGAGAGCGAGCGCUACGCGUACGAGUGGCAGCGGUGUCUGGAAAGUGCUCUGGAGGUCAUCACCAAAGCUAACAACACUCUGAAUGGCAUCAGCAGCUCGUCUGUCUGCACCGAGGUCAUGCAGUCUGCUCAGGGCAUGGAGUACCUGCUGGGUGUGGUAGAGGUGUACCGUGUGACGUGCCGCGUGGAGCUGGGCAUCAAAGCGACAGCGGUGAGCUCCGAGAAGCUGCAGCAGUUGCUGAAGGACAUCAGCCGUGUGUGGAACAACCUCAUGGGCUUCAUGUCGCUGGUCAAGCUCGCCCCUGAUGAAAGCUCGCUGGAUUUCGCCGCCUGUGUUUUAAGACAUGGAAUUAAGAACGCUAAGGAGUUGGCCUGUGGAGUUUGUCUGCUCAACGUCGAUGCUCGCAGCAAGAAAAAAGAAGAGAGCACAAUUGGACGUCUGUUUAAACGAGCGUUCAACUCGGAGACGGACAACUUCAAGCUGCUCUACGGGGGACAUCAGUAUCACGCCAGCUGUGCUAAUUUCUGGAUUAACUGUGUGGAGCCCAAACCCCCGGGUCUCAUACUGCCUGACCUGCUCUGAGCUGCUGCUGCUGCUACCAUGGCAACAAGACACUGGGCUUAUCAUGAUCAGAUGUGUGCAGCACUUUUGGACAGAAAUCAAAAAAAGGAGGAAACGGAACUUUAAAAAAAAGUGGAAAACUGGAUCCCCUUUGUAUUUAUUUGUCUUUAAUUAUGAAAAUCCACAGACUCUGGGAGGCAGUGACAUCUGAAGGAGAAACGAAAACACGGAGCCACAGUUUUAAAGUUCUGAGAUCAAUAUCUCUUAAUCAAAACUCGUUUUCAUCAUGAAGGCAGGGACCAUCUACAAAUUACAACUCAAAACAGAUCCUUGAAAUGCCGCACAAAAAUAAAAAGUAGUUGAUAUUCAGCUAAAUGAAUCCCUGGUUUGUUGAAUAUGAUCAACACACACACAACUAAACCCUCAUGUUUGCUGUAUCUACUGCCCCCUGUGGUCAACUAGGCUUUCUUGAGGUCUUCGCAGACUAUAUGGGACAAAAAGUGCAGAUAAUUAAAAAUAAAAUGACGCGAUCCGACGCUGCGUCAAACGGUUGGUCUUCAACAACGCUCAGAAAAUGGCUCAGGAAAAAAAUAACAGUCGCAGUUUUGUUAUCGAUGUCGUCACACGUUCGAAAAAAUAUUCGGUGUGCAUUAAGUCCUCAAAGUCCACACUCUGCCGUCCCAGAAUCCUCCCCCUCGUUCUACAAACUUCGGAGCUGCCUCUUCAUCAUGUACGAUGUUUGACAUUGGAGGGGGAGCAUAAAUAUUAUAUUUAUUGUGUUAUUGUUACCCUUUUUGAGAAAAAAUAUAUGUUUUUGCGUGAAUGUUGCAUAAAAAACUCACACAGGUCAGCUGUGAUCGUUAAAACUAAAGAAUCAUCUUAUUUCAGUGGCUGGUAUUAAAAUUUUUGACUUGUGCAGUAUAGUUAAAAAAACACUGGAGGGCGACUUGUCAGAGAACAUUUUUUUCUUUUGCUCUUGCACUCUUUAUUUCCAGCUAGUUGUAUCACGAGCUUUUUAUCGUACUUGAAUUAAACAUUUUUUUUCCCUCCCUGUGACCUUUGACCCUCACUGCUGAGCUGGAAGUCAGGCAUCCUCCAUUGUCCGUGCGACUUGUGCUUUAACUGCGUCUGAAUGUUUUGCACUGUCGGCUCGUUUAAUUUGCAUUUGUGUUUUUCUGAUUUUUUUUUUCUGCAAAGUCUGGAAGAAUUGUGACUGUGAUUCUGCUGCAGCACUUUUGUUUUGUUUGUUUACGACGGUUUUCUGCCGUCGACUGAAUGUCGUGUAAAUAAAGAAAUACUUAUGUGUUAA